AUGAAACAGUACCGCUGGUUAGACCGGUUCAAAUCCCGGUCGAAUUCACUAACAGCCAUGACACCUGAAUAUGAUUAUUUGUUUAAGCUUUUGCUAAUUGGGGAUUCUGGUGUUGGCAAAUCAUGUCUGCUUUUGAGAUUUGCUGAUGAUUCCUAUCUGGACAGUUACAUCAGCACAAUUGGAGUUGACUUUAAAAUUCGCACGGUGGAGCAAGAUGGAAAGACAAUUAAACUUCAAAUUUGGGACACUGCAGGACAAGAACGGUUCAGGACAAUUACUAGCAGCUACUACCGUGGGGCACAUGGCAUCAUAAUAGUAUAUGAUGUGACAGACCAAGAGAGUUUCAACAAUGUUAAGCAGUGGUUAAAUGAAAUUGAUCGAUAUGCAAGUGAAAAUGUUAACAAGCUUCUGGUUGGGAACAAGUCUGACCUCACUGCCAACAAAGUUGUUUCAUAUGAAACAGCUAAGGCAUUUGCAGAUGAAAUUGGUAUUCCGUUCAUGGAAACUAGUGCAAAAAAUGCUUUCAAUGUGGAGCAAGCUUUUAUGGCCAUGGCUGCUGACAUCAAAAACAGGAUGGCAAGUCAACCUGCAGCAAACAAUGCAAGGCCACCCACUGUGCAGAUACGUGGACAACCCGUUAGCCAGAACUCCGGCUGCUGCUCUUCUUAG
Messenger RNA from Dovyalis caffra, 669 nucleotides. NCBI's taxonomy places the organism in Eukaryota, Viridiplantae, Streptophyta, Magnoliopsida, Malpighiales, Salicaceae. The record is from the annotation of a GenBank genome assembly.